Mus pahari (shrew mouse) is the source of this 802-nucleotide messenger RNA. Its product is annotated as eosinophil cationic protein 1-like. Gene Ontology annotation, molecular function: nucleic acid binding; RNA nuclease activity. The record is from RefSeq and is a predicted model, not a curated record. Gene Ontology annotation, biological process: chemotaxis; innate immune response in mucosa. Bases 29 to 637 code for a protein of 202 amino acids. Lineage: Eukaryota; Metazoa; Chordata; Mammalia; Rodentia; Muridae. The transcript is spliced from 2 exons.
AGGCAAUGUACCAAUCUGUGGAUUCUGCAUGUUGAAGACUCUGAGCCACCACUUCCACCCACACAGCCUGCUGUAUAUCUAUGGGGCCAAGUGGAGCUCACCCAUGAUCCCUGAUUUCCAGGACAACCACCACUCAGUUCCACGGGAGCUACAACGCAGACUGGGAAACAUGGGUUCGAAGCUGCUUGAGUCCCGACUUUGUCUCCUGUUGAUGCUGGAACUUGUCCUAAUGCUUGCCUCAUGCCAGGGACAAACCCCUUGCGAGCGGUUUUCCACACAGUAUCUCACUAAUAGAGCCAGCCUCCGAUGUAAUGUUGAAAUGCUGCCUAUUAACACGCAUAGAAGAACAUGUAAGAACAAACAUACUUUUCUUCAUACAAGUCUUGCUAAUGCUGUUGAUGUGUGUGGCAAUCCAAGUGGCUUGUGCAGUGACAUGAAUAGUCUAAACUGUCAUAAUAGUUCAUCUCAGGUACCUAUAACUGUCUGUGAGCUCAUAAGUUGGGAAAGACAUUAUACCCAAUGCAGAUACCGAACAACAGGAUCAGUGGAGUACUACACAGUUGCCUGUAACCCCAGAACUCCAGAGGACAGUCCCAUUUAUCCAGUGGUUCCAGUUCACUUGGAUAAAACAUUUUAGCUCCAGUGCCAGCACUCUGUACCUUCGCUCAUCUGCUACUGCCAAGAUAACAGUAGUGAAGAACCAAUUCCUCUGUCUGCGCUUCAUAUCAGCACCUGUCUUCAUGAAACCUGUCCCUGACUCCCUUUAAUUUAGCUGAACAGAUCUUUUCUAAUUAAUAAACAC